UUACUUUCAAUAACAGUUCAUUAAUAUUAAUUUUUUUGUUAAAUUUUAAUAAUCUUUAAAUUUUUAUAUAUUAAUAAUGGGUUUAAGUGGUGCUGAAAAGGCUUUAGUCAAGAGUACAUGGGAUGCCUAUGUGGCCGAUACACCGGGCAAUGGAUCGGACUUUUUUGUUAGAUUAUUCUCGGAGAACCCCUCAUUCCUGGCCCUAUUCAAGUCGUUCCCACCCUCUGAUGAACUCCCGGGUCAUAAAGAGGUCGUCAAACAGGCGGUCAUAGACUUCCAGUUCAUAUCGAAACUGCUGGAUAACGUGGACGAAAAUCCCGGUGCUUUCGAGGAGGCCCUCCAGAAACUGGCAGUUACUCAUAAAAAGCGUAAUAUUACAGCAGAUAUGUUUGAGAGGUUCCGGGUCACCCUAUUUGGUGCCCUGACGGACAAGUUGGGCGCCGGUGUCAUGACAGGAGAGGUAGUCCAGGCGUGGACUAAGUUUUAUGCGGCUAUUGUGGCGGUGGUUACACCCGGAUUGCUCACGGAAAAUCCGACAUACAUACCGUAUUUUAAAGUUUUCAAAAUUCAAAAUGGCGACCUCCAGGCACUCCGGGGUACCCCUGAGAUGCUAAAACAGACCGAGUUGAAUUUUAAUUUUUUUGGGAAACUCGUUAAUGGUAUCGGCAAUGACGAGCCCUUUAAAGGUGAUCUGGUCAAAUUGUCUGUUAGACAUAAGGCUUACAGGAUCACCCUGGAUAUGUUUAAUACACUUGGCGGGGUCAUAUUGGCUGAGUUGGCUGAUAAGUUAGGGUCGGACCUGUAUACUAGUGAGGCUAAUGCAGCAUGGCUAAAGUUUUACACUAAUAUUGUCAAGAUUGUUGAGCCUGGCUUAUAAGCGAGAUCAGUUGUUAUUUUAUAAUUUUUAAUUUUUGUAUAACAAUUGUUUUGAAAUAUUAUACUUGGAU
Messenger RNA from Oppiella nova, 947 nucleotides. The record is from the annotation of a GenBank genome assembly. Lineage: Eukaryota; Metazoa; Arthropoda; Arachnida; Sarcoptiformes; Oppiidae.